AUGUUUGAUUUGCAAGCUGAAACAACAAAAUUCAAUUGUAUUUUCAACAAACAAAACUACGGGUUGUACAAAUCGUCCAAUACAUAUCCGUACCCGCGGACACAUUCUCUAGUGGUGGUACCAUCGACAAGACCGAUUGCCCCAGAAGACGAUGAUAAUCAGUCAACGUCGGUCAGUCGACCAAAGCCUCGUCCACCGCUUAAUCGAGCUAUACCACCAAUACCCGAAUCACGGUCCAAUGAUUCCAUAAUGACGCAAGCAUCUGAGCGGAAGAUAUCGGUAGCCGAAAACAAUACUGCAGUAGUGAUUUGUGACACUCAAACUACCUCAGUGAACGAUGUUGCUAACGGGUCCUCAAAAGCAGCUAAAAAUUUGGUUAAGCAAAUAAGCACAGAAAAAUGUGUAGAUGAUGACUAUUCGCUUGUGAUUGAGAAUAAGUUAGCACAAAAUCUGGCUGCAAAAAAUCCCGUAUCAAUCACGGCAAAGAAGAGUCGUCUAUCCGAAACACCAAAAAGCCCAUUGAUGAGUGUGGCACACUCUGUUUUGUCUAAGUUGGGUAAUCGGUUUGGGCGGAGUGAAACUCGACCAAACCUUAGAACAACGACGAGCAUGUCCAGAUUUGAACUGUAA
Enterobius vermicularis (human pinworm) is the source of this 630-nucleotide messenger RNA. The record is from the annotation of a GenBank genome assembly. NCBI's taxonomy places the organism in Eukaryota, Metazoa, Nematoda, Chromadorea, Rhabditida, Oxyuridae.